This is a messenger RNA of Mobula hypostoma (lesser devil ray), 1210 nucleotides long. RefSeq lists its product as uncharacterized. The transcript has 6 exons. The record is from RefSeq and is a predicted model, not a curated record. The coding region runs from base 212 to 1009 and encodes 265 amino acids. Lineage: Eukaryota; Metazoa; Chordata; Chondrichthyes; Myliobatiformes; Myliobatidae.
CCCGAACCCGACAGCUGUCGCCCACGUCCCGACUCUCUCCAAUCCAAGUUCGAGAUAGGCACCAUCUUGUCCCACCCUCCUUCCUGUCCACUCACAAACCGGCGGCAUGAUGACUGGCGCCCGGUUGGCUCAAUGGAGGAGCCAGCGUGGGUCGGCACGGAAACACCCGAGAACUGUAACAUUGCCGAGAUCGGGCUGGUGACGGAGGAAAAUGGGGAAUCUGUGCAACGGCUUCGACUGCCGUAAGUGUUGUCCGGUAGGGUCGUGUGCAGAUUCAGAGAGUGGCGGGGCCUCAACAAGGACGAGCAAAGUUUCGCCAUCGAACAACGUCAGGAGCUUGAAGGACGCGCAGUGUAACGUGCAGUGUUACGGUCGGGGAGACAUCCAUGAGGAGAUUGUAAAGAAGCUGGAAAUUACCCAGUGUGAAAGGCCAGAUUUUCCCUGUAUUUUGUUUGUCUACAAAGUGUCUCGUGAAACUGAGGAUCUUCGAAAUGCCCUCCAGUGGGUCACAGAGAAACAAGGGGUGAGAAGAGAAGACAUCGGUGCUGUGGUCCUGCUGGAAAAGUCUUUGGAUAAGCGGAGUAAGUCGGUGGAUGUUGCUCACCAGGGAAUGUUUGAUGAUAAAACUGUGGUUGUACGAAUUCUCUGGAAACAGAGGCAGAACUCAACUGGUAAGAUUCCGAAGAGUCCCAUCAGCAACUUGCAGGCGAUGGACAAAAUCAAACAGUCCAUCAAGAAGUGUCAGGAUAUUUACAGGGUUGUGAUUGGGACCAAGUUUGAACUACUAGGGAUACAAGAGGAUGACCAUGAGCAAAUUUAUGAAUACAAGCCACUGCAGAACAAGUUUACGAUGUUGUCAGACUUGACUGGGAUGGAGAAGCGUUCCAUGUUUGUGGUUUCGAAUCAAUGGAGAGGUGAUCAGAUCGAGAUGAUCAAAUGCAUCCUUGCCCUGUCCGCUCUGGAUAAUAUGAUCAGAAACAUCGACAAGUUUCUCAAAGUGACGAAGUAAUGGCUACACCUGACCUUGUACAGAACUGUUGAACUGAUCCUGUUUCAGGAGCAUAGUCAACGUUUUAGCCUGCUUUAGAGGCUCACAUCUGUAAAUCUGUUGUGUGAAGGAGAUUGAAAGCUGAGGACUUUUCAAUUAUAUAGAUACAAUGUUUCAGAACUUCACACAAAUUUCCUGACUCCAAAAUAAAGACAGUUUGAA